Messenger RNA from Alosa alosa (allis shad), 867 nucleotides. Its product is annotated as flap endonuclease 1-like. The record is from RefSeq and is a predicted model, not a curated record. Lineage: Eukaryota; Metazoa; Chordata; Actinopteri; Clupeiformes; Clupeidae. The transcript has a single exon. Gene Ontology annotation, molecular function: 5'-flap endonuclease activity; DNA binding; 5'-3' exonuclease activity.
AUGGGAAUAAAAAAUUUAACUAAAUUAUUAAAAGAAAAAUGUCCAAAUGCAAUAAAAAAUAAAACAAUAAAAAGUUUAUCAGGUCAUAAAGUAGCUAUUGAUGCAAGUAUUUAUCUUUAUCAAUUUUUAAUUGCUAUAAGAACUAAUUAUGGAACAUUAAGUGUAACAGAUAAUGAAAAUGAAGAGAGUACUACUAAUCAUAUUCUUGGAUUUUUUUAUAGAACAAUAAAAUUAUUAGAAAAUGGAAUAAAACCUGUUUAUGUUUUUGAUGGAGAACCUCCUAAGUUUAAAAAUGAAGAAAUAAAAAGAAGAAAAGAAUUAGUUAUUAAAAAUGAAAAUUUAUUAAAGUAGAUAGAAGCAGGAGAAAUAGAAGGAGAUAAAGAAAAAAUAGUUAAAAGAACUAUAAGAGUAGAAUAGAAACAUGUGGAUGAUAUUAAAAAAUUAUUAACUCUUAUGGGUAUUCCUAUAAUAAUUGCUCCUAGUGAAGCUGAAGCUCAAUGCGCUUAUUUAUGUAAAAAUAAUUUAGUAGAUUAUGUUUUAACUGAAGAUAUGGAUGUAUUAACUUAUGGUUCUCCUAAUAUUAUUAGAAAUAUAAGUAAAGGUUUAUUUAAUAAAUCAAAAGAAACUCUUCAAAUAAUAUUUUUAAAUGAUAUUCUUAAAGAAUUUAAAUUUUCCUAUAAUCAAUUUAUAGAAUUAUGCAUAUUAUUAGGAUGUGAUUAUUCUUCUUUUAUAGGUAAUAUAAUUGGAAUAGGAAAAAUUAAAGCUUUAAAUUUAUUAAUAAAAUAUAAUACAAUAGAAAAUAUUUUAAAAAAUUUAUCUAAAAAAUAUAAUACAGAAAAUUUUAAUUAUUUACCUAUUAUAGAUUGA